Molecule: messenger RNA, 1960 nt
Organism: Lasiosphaeria miniovina
Lineage: Eukaryota; Fungi; Ascomycota; Sordariomycetes; Sordariales; Lasiosphaeriaceae
Product: OPT oligopeptide transporter protein-domain-containing protein
Exons: 1
Coding region: 157-1863 (568 amino acids)
Cellular component (GO): fungal-type vacuole membrane
Molecular function (GO): oligopeptide transmembrane transporter activity
Source: RefSeq, a predicted model, not a curated record
CCAAGUGCUUAAACUGAUUACAGUCAAGUCGAGCAAGUCAAGUGGAAAUGGGGCACGCCACCAACCACCAGACACAACACAUAUCACCAGGUCCCCUAUUUACGUGCGCAGCAGUGAUGUAAUCGAAAUUCAUUUUGUCACUCUACUGUCUUGACGAUGGACGACAGCAGCAGCAGCGGCGGUGUCCGACACAGAGUCCGAGUCCGAGAUGACGACACAGACUCACUUCCAACAAGAAAAUAUGGCGACGGCGACAGCGACAGCGACCCCAGCUUCACGUGGCGCGGCGUCGGCGUGGGCCUGCUCGUGGGGCUCGUCAUCUGCUUCUCCAACAUGUACUUUGGGCUGCAGACGGGGUGGGUCAGCACCAUGACCAUGCCGGCCAGCCUGAUGGGCUUCGGCAUCUUCAAGCUGCUGGGGCGCCGCGGCCGCCUCCUCGACGGCGGGCCCUUCACGCCCGUCGAGAACGUCCUGGUCCAGACCGUCGCCGGCAGCAUGGCCAUCAUGCCGCUCGGCUGCGGGUUUGUCGGUGUCCUGCCCGCCAUGAGUUACCUGCUGCGCGACGACGAACAAGGCCCCAUCGUCCUCUCCCUUCCAAAGCUCAUACUAUGGUCCCUCGGCCUAUGCUAUUUUGGUGUUGUUUUUGCAGUGCCCCUGCGCCGCCAGGUCUUGAUCCGGGAGAAGCUCAAGUUCCCCAGCGGGUUUAGCACCGCUGUUCUGAUCAGUGUCCUCCACGGCCGCACCCCCAACGACAGCGCCCAGCCCGACGCCGCCGGCUUCGGCAGUCUUGCCGGACCUGGUCCCUCCCCCAAAACCAAGUCUGUCCCCAGCACCCCCCUCCUCCUCGGUCCCCCAGACAGCAGCCACAAGCCUACUGCUGGUGGAGGUGACGCCGAUGAAGAAGCCGCCGAUGCCCAGGAGACGGCCGCGUCGUGGCGCCAGAACGUGCAGCUGCUGCUCGUGUGCUUCCUCGUGUCGGGGCUGUCGACCUUCGCGACCUACUUCUUCCCCGUGCUGCGCAGCGUGCCCGUGUUCGGGCGCGCGGCCGCCGCGACGUGGCUGUGGACGCUCAACCCCAGCCUGGCCUACGUCGGCCAGGGCAUCAUCAUGGGCCCCGCCACCACCCUGCACAUGCUGCUGGGCGCCGUGCUCGGCUGGGCCGUGCUCUCGCCCCUGGCCAAGGUGCGCGGCUGGGCCCCCGGGGAAGUUGAUGACUGGGAGCACGGCAGCAAGGGCUGGAUCGUCUGGACCUCACUGGCUAUCAUGCUCGCCGAUGCCGUCGUCAGCCUGUCGUAUCUCGCGGUCCGCUCCGUCCGCCCCUACCUCGCCGUGCCCGUCAAGCUCAAGGCGCUGGUGCCUAGCUUGACGCCUGGGCGUAGGCGUGGGGUCGGGGCCGGCUACACGCGCAUCGACGCCCAGGACGCGGAUCCUAACGCAGACGCAGACGUGGAUACCGACGACGCCGACGCCGAAGAAGAGGACGACGCGCCGGUGGACCAGCAGAUCAGCGACCGCGUGGUGGGCGUGGGGCUAGUGCUGUCGGUGGCGUUCUGCAUCGCGUGCAUCCACGUCGUGUUCGGCGACCUCGUGCCGCUCUAUGCCACCGUCACGGCCGUGCUCAUGGCCCUCGUGCUCAGCAUCAUGGGCGUGCGCGCCCUCGGCGAGACGGACCUCAACCCCGUGUCGGGCAUCAGCAAGCUCGCCCAGCUGUUCUUUGCGCUCAUCAUCCCCCAGUCGCACAAGUCGAGCGUGCUGAUCAAUUUGGUGGCUGGCGCCGUGGUAUGUGUCCCCCUUAUAUUUCGUUCCCGUGUGUGUUGCUGGGAUCUGAUUGCUGACUUUUUGUUUGUGUGUGGAAUAGUCUGAAGCGGUAUGUCACGUAUCUUUUUUCUAUGGUGAUGAUUUCUCGGUUACUGAUUUACCGUCUUUGGCGAGCUACAGGGCGCCCUGCAAGCCGGCGAUC